This is a messenger RNA of Neocloeon triangulifer, 6845 nucleotides long. Its product is annotated as chaoptin. The transcript is spliced from 6 exons. Gene Ontology annotation, molecular function: protein binding. The record is from RefSeq and is a predicted model, not a curated record. NCBI's taxonomy places the organism in Eukaryota, Metazoa, Arthropoda, Insecta, Ephemeroptera, Baetidae. Bases 262 to 4125 code for a protein of 1287 amino acids. Gene Ontology annotation, cellular component: extracellular matrix.
UAGUUGUGCGCUCUCGCUGGCACGGUGCGUCUCAGUCGGUGCUCUGCGUCUCGACCUCUCUACCUGUCCACGAGAAGUCCCAGCUCUUCGGAAGAAUAAAUAAUUGAUAAACAGAAAAAAUAACAUUUGAAGAAGAAGAAGAAGAAAGUUGUCAAAGUUUGAUGCUUUCCGGAUAGUAAAGUGUUUUCGGUGCACAAGAGAGUCGACUUGUUUGUGUUGGUGCUGCUCGGCCACUUCUUUUCGCCGCCGCUGCAAUUUAAGAUGGGCGGCGAAAUUCGCGCCAGGAGCAGGGUGAUGUGGUGGCUCCUGGUGCUGUCGACGCUGUGGAGCGGCGUCGCCUCGCAGGUGGUCGCGCCCUGUCCCUUCAACUCGAUGUGCUCCUGCAAGUUCGGCGCCUCGCCGCUCACCAUCCACUUCACGACACCCAAAACCUUAGAAAACAUCAAGGACAUCAGCUGCGUCGGUGUCCCUUUUGCCACUCUGCCAGAAGUGCCCACCGGUCAGGUCGACCACAUGGACGUGGUGAACUCUGGCCUCGAGGCGGUCGACGGCGAGAUCCUGGGAGGGGCGCAGAUCGAAUCAUUGCGCCUCAUGAGCAAUCAAAUUGUCUACGUCAAUGAACGCGCCUUCAGUUCUAUGGAGGACGCGAUUAGGUCACUGGAUCUGAGUUACAACGAGCUGGACCACGUUCCGUUUGAGGCUCUGCGUCCCGUUCGCUCGUUAGAUUGGAUCAACCUGGUCGGCAACCACAUAUCGUCACUGACUGAUCGAGACGACAACGGCAGCGGCGGUUGGUCACUCUACUUGCAGGAGACGCUGACGAAUCUCCUGCUCGGCAAAAACGACAUCACCGAUCUGCCGAAAAACGCGCUCUCCAAGUUCCGCCACCUCACGUGGCUCGACCUGGAGUACAACAGAUUAUCAACCAUCCAUCCCGGCGCGCUGCCUAAAAGCCUGCAAACGCUAAGUGCGUCGCACAAUUUAAUCACCCGCUUUCCCUCCCAGGCCGUUGACGAGCUCAAUAAUCUCGGCUGGCUCUACCUGCGAGGCAAUUACUUGGAAGAGCUGCCCGAGUACACUUUCCGACACAAGAAACGCGUUGACAAACUCGACCUGGGCGAAAACUUCCUGCGCACGGUGCCGCAAAAUCUGUUCAACGGCUCCAUGGUCGUCCGAGAUUUGAAUCUCGAUUUUAAUUAUUUGCGGACACUUCCAGCCCAGGCGUUCCGCGGUUUGAACUCGGGCAGAAUUUUUCUGUCAAAAAAUCGAUUGGAGGAAAUGGAUGAUAGAACGUUUGUGGGACUCAGCCAUACCCUGGAGUACCUUGACCUCGACCACAACCUUUUGGAAAAAGUUCCGAAGGCCCUGGCCCAGCUGAAAAAACUCAGAUAUUUGUACCUGGCCGCCAAUAAAUUAAAAGAAAUUCCUGAAGAUUCGUUUGAUGGCUUUGCCGCUUCUCUGAAAGCAAUUUCCUUAUCCGGAAACCAACUGACUUCCAUUCCUCGCGACGCCCUAAAGGGCUGCAGGCGUUUGGCGCAUUUGAAUCUCGGCUACAACCAAAUAUCAGAAAUUCAGGACGACGACCUGAUGGGCUGGGGAGGCAGUUUGGAAACCCUUUUACUUAUAAAUAAUAGAAUAGUAAAUUUGCAAGCACACGCCUUCAAACACACUCCACGUUUGAGAGAGUUGAGUUUGUCCUUCAAUCAGCUCACAGACAUUGACGACAAUGCGUUCAUCGAUUUGAGCAACUCCCUGGCCAACCUUGAAAUUAGUUUCGGACUCAACCGAGAGGAUUUUCCAGAGGAGCUGCUGAAGCCCCUCACCACCCUCAGUUGGCUCGCCCUAGACAACAACAACCUGCGAACGAUAUCCAGCUCCUGUCUGUACACCUUCGGCCACCUGCAGUACCUGAACCUCGAAGCCAACAAGUUCCGUUUUUUGCCUCCUCAACUGUUCCACUCCAACGUUCACAGACAAUUGGUUGACGUGCGCCUUUCGUACAAUCACCUGGAGGAAAUUGAGUCUGGCACUUUUGCGUCCCUGCCUGCCCUUCAAACAGUGGUGCUCACAGGAAAUAGAAUCAGGACGAUUCGCACCGGUGCUUUUUCUGAACUCAACGCUUUGGUCACGCUGGAGCUGUCAGACAACCGGCUGUCUGUCAUUUCGCCUAAAGCCUUCUUGUCGCUGCCCACCCUGGGGAGACUGAAGCUGCAGCUUAACGAACUGAAAGAGUUUUCGCUAGGUUGCCUUUACAAUGUCACUUCGCCGUACAAUUCAAUGGUGCUGAACUUGUCCCACAAUCAAAUUACAGGCUUGUUUCCUGGUGACUCUGGAGGCCAAGUGUAUCUGAAGGUUCUUGACCUGACUCACAACCGUGUGCCAGAAGUUCCGAUCAACUUUUUGCACGGCAUUUACAAUUCUUUGAGAAGGUUGUAUUUGGGCUACAAUAAAAUUCUGCGCUUGGAUGACUCUGCUUUUGGCAAGCUGGAGCACCUUCAGGUUCUUUCCAUGCCUCACAAUGGAAUUCAGGGUGUCCGUAGAAACGCAUUCCACGGACUACCGUCCCUGCAAAUUUUAGAGUUGAACAACAAUCAUAUUGAGCAGCUCCAGUCUGAGCAACUCUCCAGCUUGUCGGAGCUGCGAACCCUGACACUUGCUCACAAUCACAUCAGAUCUCUUCCUAGAGACGUCUUCGCCGGCACCAGGCUCGAGCGUCUUGACCUUUCAAACAAUCAGUUCGUAGUAAUGCCAAGUAGUGCUUUGUCCGAAGUGGGAAACUCGUUGAGGUACCUGGACAUUUCCCACAACCAACUCGAGCACCUUGACGCCACCAUGUUCCCAAACACGCCUCACUUGCUCGGGCUCAACCUGGCCGGAAACAGGAUCACCAUCCUGCCGGACAACGUCUUCACAGGCCUUGGCGGUGGCCUUCUUAGACUGGACAUGAGCGGCAACCCUCUGCAAAGAGCCAAUUUCAAGGAGCUUUUCCACUACGUUCAAAGGCUGCGCCACUUGAAUCUGGCCAACGCAGGCCUCAGGUUGGCGCCGCACCUUCCACUUCCAGAGCUCAUCUCCCUUAAUUUAUCCUCAAACGUCAUUGAAGAUGUUCCUGCGGGGACAAUGGACAGCUUAGGUCGUCUUCAGCACCUCUACCUCUCCAGCAACAGACUGACCAGCGUCCCUGCUCACGCGUGGCACCACUUGUCUCUGCUAAAAACCCUUGACAUCACCAAAAACCCAAUUAGAGUAAUUACAAAGGACAGUUUUGUCGGUCUCCAUCGUCUGCAGUCUUUGGUCAUCGACGACCUGCCGAAGCUGGAACGAUUUGACGCCGAUUCGUUGACGCGCCUGAAACUUUUGGCCUCCCUGAGAAUCCAGACGUGGCCCCAAAUCGAAAAGUACCGCUUCCGGUUAGGUGGCGUCUUGUCCGCGGUGGCCGCCCUGCAGAAACUGGCCGUCCGAGUCCACGAGCCAAUCCUCGCCGACCAACUGCUGGGCGCUUUUUCGCCAAAGUUGCAAGAAAUCGAGAUCACCGGCUCCAAUUUGAAGCUUAUCAGUCCCGACGCCUUCGAGGGAGUUGAGGAAAACUACGCAUUGGCCCUGCAGAUACGCGGCACCCAAGUGGAGGAAUUGCCGGCCGGCGUGUUCUCCGCGCUCGAACGUGUUCCCAUCCUCUCGCUGGAUUUGCGUGAUAAUAAAUUCACCACGCUCAGCCCUUUCACCAUUUACAACAACGGCUCCAACUGGGAGGUUGUCGGCACUAAACUCAUUUCAGAGGGGCUCAUCCUGAAGGGCAAUCCGUGGACGUGCGACUGCAGCCUGGUGUGGUUGGGCCACUGGCUGCGACGCUGGUUGCGGGAAACCGUGCAAAUCCACACCGUGGCGCUGGAAGGGGCGCAGCAGAUCCAGGCGAUGGCGCGCGAGGCGGUCUGCACGGACCCGCGGACGGGCCAGCAGACGCCCAUGAUCGAUCUCUACCCCGAGGACCUCAACUGCCACGCGAGUGCGCUCAGCAGGGCGGUCGGAGGGGCCGGCGGGGGCGGCGGAGGCGGCAUCCGGCACAGUUCGAUCGGCCUGAUGGCCACCCUGGUGGCGGUCGGCGUCGUCUUCCUCACAGGCGGAUGACCUGUGUGACUUGCAAAUUUUUGAAAAUUAGUCAAUUGCCAGACUCUCGAUUGAUUGCACAAAUUGUGUUCCUAUCAAGUUGGUUGAGACAAGACUUGUGGUGCUCCGAAAUUAUGGAAAAUUAUCAUUGAGGCCGCCGGUGGUUAGUGUUAAUCCGGUAUUCAGAGGAGUGUGAUAUGUAAUUUUAAUUAAAAAAACGAGCAGUGUUGUUACGGCGGUUAAACACAGAGACUAAAACUGUUAGAUUUUAAUGUAAGAAAUAGGUUUUCUAAAGUUUUUGUACUCGGAAAAGAUUUGAGAUGCAGAACCAGCGCCAGAAGUUUUAUAUAUUAAUGAUAAUGAGAGAGUAUAUUAAUUAAUUAAAACAAACCUUUCAUGUGUAAAUAAUUAUUCAAUAGCAGACUAAUCCAGAAUUUCAUGACACGGCAGGGGGAGUGCAAAGUUUCUAUUUUUGGUACCUUCGGAGUGAAUGUUUUUUUUAUUCUGCACACCUUUCAAGCCAAAGCAAAGGUCGCUUGGAUUUGCUUACAAAAAAUCAUGUAAAAAGCACACAUUAUUUCACAGAUUUUGGUGUGGAAAAAAUUUAAAACUUUCCCGGAAAAACGCUACUUAAAAAUGUAACAUCUCGGCUUUUAUUCCAGAUACAGAAAUGCGGCUAGAAUUAAAAUUUGUUUAUUUACUCUUCAACCCAGGUAGGUCAAAUGGAUCAGAGGUCAAGGUAAUUUUCUAGGGGCACAAAAAGUUUAAGCAAAAAUAUUCCAUCUCCGAUUGGGCCAAAAUUAUUUCUUAGCUGGUCUUAUUAUGUAGGAAAAUAAACAUAUUAAAUAUUCAGAAAAACCUGUUUUUAUGAUUCAAAUUGUAAAACAAAAAAAAAACUAGAAAACUCCACAUUUCGUCAAUGGCCAGAAAUAAAUAUUUAUAUUUUUUGAUAUUUUUUUAAAAUUUAAGCAAGAAUCUUCAGAAAAUAAAUUACUCAUAUUAAAUUUGUACUUUCUCAAAAUAAAUUUCUAGUCAUCGGCAAAUGAGCAAAUUGCACCUUUUAUUUGCAUUUGUGAUUUUUUUUUUUUUAUAAAUUAUCUAAAAAAAGAUGCCAUUCUGAAUUGUUUUUUCCGCAUGUCAGGACUAUCUUAGAAAAUAGUUUCAGCCUAAUUGUAGGUGGCAAAUUUUUGCUAGAAUUCGUUUAGUGCAUGUUUGGUGUUUUGAAAAUGACAUUUACCUUCGACCUCUCAAUUGUUUAUCCUUUCAGGGUUGAUUGGGAGGUAAAAAGAAAUUUUCUGGUUCUAGCCGGAAUUCUGUAUCUGAAGUAGAACCUGAGAUAUUAAAUUUUUAAGUUGAAACUACUGCAGGAAACUUUUUACUUAUCCAAAAAUUUUCCACGCCAAAAUCCGUCAAAUUAUAUGUUCUUUUCGCCUGAUUUUUUUGUUAUAAAAUCCAUAACCCCUUGCCAACCGACCAUUGUGGUUCGGCUUGAAAGGUGUCUCUGGUCAUUUUAUUAUCAAAAAGGAUUGUUAAUUUUUAAAACUUGGGAGUUUCUUUAUUUCAAACUGACACCGAAUUUCGCAUUCUAGCUCAGAUUUUUGCACUGCCCUCUGCAGAGAUUUAUUCAAAAUUCAAAGUGUAAAUAGCAAAACCGUUACUGUGUAGUGUUCAAUUCAACUUUGACGAGGGAUCAAAAGUUGCAAUUCCAGCCAGGUUAAGGUCCAACUCACUUGUUUCUCUCCCUGAGUUUCGAGAAAAUAAUUAAAUUAUGCACCGCUGGUCCCCGCAAUCAGCUCUUGUCCUUUUCUGCGUGUCCCCCCGUCUCUCUCCGUUUCCGAGGGAAUCGAUGAAUGAUUUACGGCCGCUGACGGCAUCGGAAAUGCAGAGAAAUGAUCCUAAACUCAAGUGCCUUAUCUUCAACGGUGAUGAAUCUUUAUUACAUAGACUUGUAGAGCUGAUGGCGGCGCGGAGAGAAAGAAAAGUAUAUAUAGUGCUGAUGAGAAUGGGGGUUGCUGAUCAAAGGGACCGAUUCGAAUGUGUGUCUGAAAGGGUGAGGUGCGUGCGUCCGUGAGAUAAAAUAUAUAUACUUGUUUUUGCUCAAAAAUCUUCUCUUACACGCUAUUCAUGGGAAUUUUCUGGUCGCUCUCUCUUGAAUGUUGAUUUUCCAAAUGUUUUUAGCUCUCAUUGUAAUCUUUUUUCUGUUGAAUGUCCUGAAUUCCAGAAUGCAUGAAAAUUUUAUUUCAUUUUAUUAGUUCGCAAAAUGGAGAAUUUCGCCCUUGCGCGUCAUGAUGUGUUUCAAUAUAUUAAAAAAAAAAUCGCUGUCUUCUUUCAACUCACAUGUAAACUGUGCCAUAUAUUUGAAAAUCUGUCUGACACGUGCAUAGUUGUCCUGGAGAGAAAUAAUAAAAAAAUGAUGAUUUUGGCCAUUUGAGAGAAAAGCAAAACUCUGCCUGAGUGACACGCAAGUACAUAUCACUUUGUAAAAAUAAAACGGUGUACCCGAGCCAAAUUUUUCUUUCGAAUGUGCUGAGUUGCUGAAUAUAUUGUUCUGCGCCCGAGAUUUGCAUGAAAAAAUAAGCGCUCUCGGCCGUUAGGCGUUAUUUAAUGAAAACCAGGGUUCAACAGUUUAUCAUAUAAAUUAUCAGAAACAGUACUAUUGAUAUUUAUCAAAUGUUUUGUACAACUCCUAUGUGUAAUUUAAAUAUUAGUGUAUAAAAAAGAUUUAUUGAGAAAAUAAAAGA